Molecule: messenger RNA, 8078 nt
Organism: Tupaia belangeri chinensis (Chinese tree shrew)
Lineage: Eukaryota; Metazoa; Chordata; Mammalia; Scandentia; Tupaiidae
Gene: SIPA1L1
Product: signal induced proliferation associated 1 like 1
Exons: 25
Coding region: 847-6261 (1804 amino acids)
Biological process (GO): regulation of small GTPase mediated signal transduction
Cellular component (GO): cytoplasm
Molecular function (GO): GTPase activator activity; protein binding
Source: RefSeq, a predicted model, not a curated record
GCGCCUAGCCAAUAGUUGAUGCCCGGGGACUGGGCAGAUCGCGCCCCAACUCCUCCAGCAGUGCGGCCCCCCGGGCCGAUCUCCAGCCGGCAUUCCGGGUCCCCCUCGGAGCCAGGUUCCAGAGUGGGGUUGAUUCCGCCCCCGGACCCACUCCGCUCGGCCCUAGGCGCCCGCCCCGGCCGGGCCUCGCCGCCCGCUCUUCUCUGCAGAGGAGGCGGCGAGUGAGCGCGCGCCCCCGGUCCACACGGUUUCUCUUUCUCCCCAGGGAGAGCGCGCGGCAGACGCGCCCCGGACGCUCGGCGGCACCAGGAGGCCGGGUUGAGCGGUGAAAUUUCAAAUAGAAUCUUCUGUAGUACUGACUGUCACCGAUUUUCCAAGAUUUUUAUAAAAGACUCAAAAGGACUAUCCUUUCAGGUACCUGUUCGGAUAGUUGCAGCCUGUCCCAGAAAAUCGUUGCAAUGUCACCACCACAAGCUGGUUUAUAGGUUGUACUUUUUUAGUGUGGAUGCUGUUGUCUAAAUGUCUAUAGCAAUGGCACAAGAAUAUAAGAAAGCAUGGGAUUAUGGCAAUCACAGAGUUUCAGUAGCACGAGUGCCCUUCUGUUUUUUCUGAGAGUCGUCUGUUAAAGUGAAGCAAGGGAACUAUUGUGGAUUACAAUGUUUUGAAGCUCUAGAUUUCCAGUGGAUUGAAAAUAAGGAAUCAUUUAACCUUUUAAAUGAAAAAGAUUAAGUUCUCAUGUGACUGUUGUAUUUUCUCAAAGCCAUUCUCCAAGAGGGAAGUGCACAUUUAAGACAUAGAAAAUGAUGGUCCUUUCUGCGGGGAUUUAAGUCUAAUUGCUUUUACAUCAUGACCAGCUUGAAACGGUCACAGACAGAAAGGCCCGUUGCCACUGACAGGGCCUCCAUUGUUGGCACAGAUGGCACCCCCAAAGUCCACACCGAUGACUUCUACAUGCGGCGCUUCCGGUCCCAAAAUGGCAGCUUAGGAUCAUCAGUAAUGGCUCCAGUAGGGCCCCCUCGAAGUGAAGGUUCUCACCAUAUCACCUCAACCCCUGGAGUUCCAAAGAUGGGGGUUAGGGCAAGGAUCGCAGAUUGGCCUCCAAGAAAGGAAAAUAUAAAAGAAUCUAGCCGUUCAAGCCAGGAAAUAGAAACCUCAAGUUGCCUUGAGAGCAUGUCCUCCAAAAGCAGUCCUGUGAGUCAGGGAAGUUCUGUUAGCCUCAAUUCCAAUGACUCAGCCAUGCUGAAAAGCAUACAGAACACGCUGAAAAGCAAGACCAGACCGUCGGAGAACAUGGACUCCAGAUUUCUCAUGCCUGAAGCCUAUCCCAGCUCCCCUCGGAAAGCUCUCCGCAGAAUCCGGCAGCGGAGCAACAGCGACAUCACCAUAAGUGAACUUGAUGUGGAUAGCUUUGAUGAAUGUAUCUCACCCACAUACAAGAGUGGACCCUCACUGCACAGGGAAUAUGGCAGCACAUCUUCCAUUGAUAAGCAGGGAACGUCCGGAGACAGCUUUUUUGAUUUGUUAAAGGGCUACAAAGAUGACAAAUCUGAUCGAGGUCCAACUCCAACCAAGCUCAGUGACUUUCUCAUUGCUGGUGGGGGCAAGGGUUCCGGUUUCUCUUUGGAUGUUAUAGACGGGCCCAUCUCACAGAGAGAGAACCUCAGGCUUUUUAAGGAAAGGGAAAAACCACUCAAGCGGCGCUCGAAGUCUGAAACUGGAGACUCAUCCAUCUUUCGUAAAUUACGCAAUGCCAAAGGUGAAGAACUCGGGAAAUCGUCUGAUCUAGAAGAUAACCGAUCAGAAGACUCUGUCAGGCCCUGGACAUGUCCAAAGUGCUUUGCCCACUACGAUGUCCAGAGUAUACUGUUUGAUUUGAAUGAGGCGAUUAUGAACAGGCACAAUGUUAUUAAGAGGAGAAACACCACCACGGGAGCCUCGGCAGCUGCCGUGGCAUCCCUGGUCUCUGGACCUCUGUCCCAUUCAGCCAGCUUCAGCUCCCCCAUGGGCAGCACAGAGGACCUGAAUUCCAAAGGGAGUCUCAGCAUGGACCAGGGAGAUGACAAAAGCAACGAACUGGUAAUGAGCUGUCCAUACUUUCGGAAUGAGAUAGGUGGAGAAGGUGAAAGAAAAAUCAGCCUGUCAAAGUCUAACUCUGGCUCCUUUAGUGGAUGUGAAAGUGCCUCCUUCGAAUCUACUCUUAGCUCCCAUUGCACAAACGCAGGAGUGGCAGUACUUGAAGUGCCCAAGGAAAACUUGGUGUUGCAUUUAGAUAGAGUGAAAAGAUACAUCGUGGAACACGUGGAUUUGGGCGCAUACUAUUAUAGAAAGUUUUUCUACCAGAAGGAACACUGGAACUAUUUUGGGGCUGAUGAGAAUCUUGGUCCAGUGGCUGUGAGCAUUCGAAGGGAAAAACCAGAAGAAAUGAAAGAAAAUGGAUCUCCAUACAACUACCGUAUAAUCUUCAGAACAAGUGAGCUUAUGACACUGAGAGGUUCUGUCCUGGAAGAUGCCAUUCCCUCCACAGCGAAGCACUCGACAGCCAGAGGGCUGCCUCUGAAGGAAGUGCUAGAGCACGUGAUCCCUGAGCUCAAUGUCCAGUGCCUGCGGUUGGCCUUCAACACUCCCAAAGUCACAGAGCAACUCAUGAAACUGGAUGAACAAGGGCUGAACUAUCAGCAGAAAGUGGGCAUCAUGUACUGCAAAGCUGGACAAAGUACCGAAGAAGAGAUGUACAACAAUGAAUCAGCCGGGCCAGCCUUUGAGGAAUUCCUUCAGCUUUUGGGAGAACGAGUUCGCCUCAAAGGAUUUGAGAAGUAUCGUGCACAGCUUGACACCAAAACUGACUCCACUGGAACCCAUUCUCUGUAUACAACAUACAAAGACUAUGAAAUUAUGUUUCAUGUCUCUACCAUGCUGCCAUACACGCCUAACAACAAGCAACAGCUCCUACGGAAACGGCACAUUGGGAAUGAUAUUGUGACAAUUGUUUUCCAAGAGCCUGGCGCACAGCCAUUCAGCCCAAAAAAUAUUCGAUCCCACUUUCAGCACGUUUUUGUCGUUGUCAGGGCCCAUAACCCGUGCACUGACAGUGUCUGUUACAGUGUGGCUGUCACCAGGUCCAGAGAUGUGCCUUCCUUUGGGCCUCCCAUUCCUAAAGGGGUCACUUUCCCUAAGUCAAAUGUGUUCAGGGACUUCCUUUUGGCCAAAGUGAUUAAUGCAGAAAAUGCUGCUCAUAAAUCAGAAAAGUUCCGGGCUAUGGCAACUCGGACCCGCCAGGAAUACCUGAAAGAUCUAGCAGAAAAGAAUGUCACCAACACACCUAUCGACCCUUCUGGCAAGUUUCCGUUCAUCUCUCUGGCCUCUAAGAAGAAGGAAAAGUCUAAGCCCUAUCCAGGAGCUGAGCUCAGUAGCAUGGGGGCCAUCGUGUGGGCAGUCCGGGCCAAAGACUACAACAAGGCUAUGGAAAUAGACUGCCUCUUAGGGAUCUCCAAUGAGUUCAUCGUCCUCAUCGAGCAGGAAACAAAGAGCGUGGUUUUCAAUUGUUCCUGCAGAGAUGUGAUAGGGUGGACUUCAACUGACACCAGUCUCAAGAUUUUCUAUGAACGAGGAGAAUGUGUUUCAGUGGAGAGUUUUAUUAGCAAUGAGGAUAUCAAAGAGAUUGUCAAAAGGUUGCAGUUUGUUUCAAAAGGCUGUGAAUCAGUGGAGAUGACUUUGCGAAGAAAUGGGCUGGGGCAGCUCGGCUUUCAUGUCAACUACGAGGGCAUUGUGGCAGACGUGGAGCCCUAUGGCUAUGCCUGGCAGGCAGGGCUGAGGCAGGGCAGCCGCCUGGUGGAGAUCUGCAAGGUGGCAGUGGCCACCCUGAGUCACGAGCAGAUGAUCGAUCUCCUGAGAACAUCCGUCACCGUGAAGGUCGUCAUCAUUCCCCCCCAUGAUGACUGCACCCCACGGAGGAGCUGCUCUGAAGCCUACCGCAUGCCAGUGAUGGAGUACAAGAUGAACGAAGGCGUGUCGUACGAAUUCAAGUUUCCCUUCCGAAAUAACAACAAAUGGCAGAGGAAUGCCAACAAGGGGCCUCAUUCACCUCAAGUUCCGUCCCAGGUGCAGAGUCCCAUGACCUCACGGCUGAAUGCUGGGAAAGGAGAAGGGAAGAUGCCUCCUCCUGAAAGAGCCGCCAACAUUCCUCGAAGCAUUUCCAGUGACGGACGUCCACUAGAAAGGCGGCUGUCUCCUGGUUCGGACAUCUAUGUGACGGUCUCGUCCAUGGCUUUAGCAAGAUCCCAGUGUCGUAACUCCCCUAGCAACCUGUCUUCAUCCAGUGAGACUGGCUCUGGGGGGGGCACUUACAGACAAAAGUCCAUGCCCGAAGGGUUUGGAGUGAGCCGCAGAUCCCCAGCCUCCAUCGACAGGCAGAACACUCAGUCAGAUAUCAGUGGAAGCGGAAAGUCGACACCCAGCUGGCAAAGAAGUGAGGAUAGCAUUGCCGACCAGAUGGCUUACAGUUAUAGAGGACCUCAGGAUUUCAAUUCUUUUGUCCUCGAGCAGCAUGAAUAUACAGAGCCAACAUGCCAUCUCCCAGCAGUAUCAAAGGUACUGCCCACGUUCCGAGAGAGCCCCAGUGGGAGAUUAAUGCGGCAGGAUCCAGUGGUUCAUUUGUCUCCAAACAAACAAGGGCAUUCUGACAGCCACUACUCGAGCCACUCCAGUAGCAAUACCCUCUCCAGCAACGCAUCGAGUGCCCACAGCGAUGAGAAGUGGUACGAUGGGGACCGCACAGAAUCCGAACUCAACAGCUACAACUAUCUGCAGGGCACCUCUGCGGACAGCGGCAUCGACACCACCUCCUAUGGCCCCAGCCACGGCAGCACAGCCUCGCUGGGGGCUGCCACGUCGUCGCCUCGCUCAGGGCCAGGCAAGGAGAAAGUGGCGCCCCUGUGGCAUAGCUCUAGUGAGGUGAUCUCCAUGGCAGAUCGGACUUUAGAGACAGAGAGCCACAGCAUGGACCGGAAGGCAGAGUCCUCCCUGAGUUUGGAUAUCCACAGCAAGAGCCAAGCCAGCUCGAACCCUCUGUCAAGAGAGAACAGCACUUUCAGUAUAAAUGACGCUGCUUCCCACACAAGUACCAUGAGCUCCCGACACUCUGCCAGCCCAGUCGUUUUCACCAGUGCCAGAAGUUCACCAAAAGAAGAGCUUCACCCUGCCACCCCCUCGCAGCUCGCCCCUUCCUUCUCCUCGUCCUCCUCCUCCUCGUCUGGUCCUAGGACUUUCUACCCUCGCCAGGGCGCUACUAGCAAGUACCUGAUUGGAUGGAAAAAACCUGAAGGAACCAUAAACUCCGUGGGAUUUAUGGAUACAAGAAAGCGUCAUCAGAGUGAUGGCAAUGAAAUAGCGCACACCAGGCUGCGUGCCUCAACCAGGGACCUCCGUGCAUCCCCCAAGCCAACUUCCAAGUCCACCAUCGAAGAGGAUCUAAAGAAACUGAUCGACCUUGAGAGCCCAACUCCCGAAUCGCAGAAGAACUUUAAGUUCCACGCGCUGUCCUCCCCGCAGUCUCCUUUCCCCCCGACCCCCACCUCCAGGCGGGCCCUGCACAGGACGCUGUCGGACGAGAGCAUUUACAGUGGCCAGAGGGAGCACUUCUUCACCUCCAGAGCUUCACUUCUGGACCAAGCCCUGCCCAAUGACGUCCUCUUCAGCAGCACAUACCCCUCUCUCCCCAAGUCUCUCCCACUGCGGAGACCUUCCUACACCUUGGGGAUGAAGUCACUGCAUGGGGAGUUCUCAGCCUCAGACAGCUCCCUCACCGACAUCCAGGAGACCCGGAGGCAGCCCAUGCCCGACCCUGGCCUGAUGCCUCUGCCUGACACCGCUGCGGAUUUGGAUUGGUCCAACUUGGUAGAUGCUGCCAAAGCCUAUGAGGUCCAGAGAGCCUCGUUUUUUGCUGCUAGUGAAGAAAACCACCGCCCCUUGAGCGCCGCAUCCAACAGUGACCAGCUUGACGACCAGGCUCUGGCCCAGAUGAAGUCUUACAGCAGCAGUAAGGAUUCCUCUCCUACUCUGGCUUCUAAAGUGGACCAGUUGGAAGGUAUGCUGAAGAUGCUUCGGGAAGAUUUGAAGAAGGAAAAGGAAGACAAAGCCCACCUUCAGGCGGAAGUCCAGCACUUGCGAGAGGACAACCUGAGGCUGCAGGAGGAGUCUCAGAAUGCCUCAGACAAGCUGAAGAAGUUCACGGAAUGGGUCUUCAACACCAUAGACAUGAGCUAGGGGAGGCCAGGGUGGAGAGGAGGAGGGCCUGGGGACACUCUCCAGGCAGUGCUCUGAAGCCGUUGCAAGCACUCUCAGAGCACCCGUCUCUGCGUCGUGGUCUUUGCCCCCUUUCGGGGAGUGCACAACCCAACAAUUGCAGAUCAACAAUCAUUAUCUGCCUUUUGUAGAAAAGAAAAACAAAAAUAAAAUAAAAAUUUUAAAAGGUAAAAUAAAACUUUAACUGCUAAAAUGUGAAUGUCUUUAUUUUUUUGCACAAUAUCUUUAUCUGUUAUGUAUUUAAAAAGAAACUGGGCCUAGGACCAGGAUGCCCUGGCCCAUUUGCCUCUUUCCAUCAGCUUUCUUAUCUAUUUCAGGUAACCCAAGCUUUCCCUUGUUAUCCUGACAAUGUCAUUGUUCCUAGGAAUUAAAGUUCUUUUUUAAACUUGUUUAUUCGGAGAACGGGGAGGGGUAUUUCUUUACCUGCUUUCCUAAAAUGCCUGGAGAGGGAGGCGCUUUGAAAAAAAUGGCACCUCUCUUGAAUGACUUGUGCAUGAGUUAGUCCUGUUUGUACCUACCUUGCAGAGAUCAGCAGCAAGUCAGUAAGCCAGAGGGCACUGGCAGUGCCUGCAGGCCACACCCCUUUUCAAUCCUAUGUUGUGACGUCAUUUUCUGCUCCCUUCCUUUCUCCAGGGGGGUGGUCUCCGGUGUGCUCCUCAGAGCCAGGUUUCUUGUUUGUUUGGCUUCACUUAGCUUCCCCAGAUUGGAAUCAACCUCUCUUCAUCUCCUUGACUCCAAUCCUUAGUUGGUUUCAGAAUUCCCCCAAACUAAAACCUCACCUAUAUGCAUUUCAGUCAAAAGUAUAAUAUAGUUUUUAUCUGAGAUUUUUAAAGAUAAAAAUGUGGGCAUAAUUUUUUUUCUUUUUUAGUUGAAAAUGACUAAUACAUUAGAAAAAGCUCUCCAAAGCAAGACUUCACCAGUAUUUGUAACUCAGAAAAGCUAAUAGUGAAUGUUAAUUGUGAAUUUUAAUCUUUGCUUGUUCGGGACAAUGAUUGUGAUACUAGAAUGGGCUUUCAAAAUCUGCAUGUCCCAGUGUGAAAUUUAAGCACGACAUUUUCUGCAUCCUUUCGUGGCCUUCCAGAGGAUUCUGCUGCAGAAAUGAUUGAUGUGCUGUUUUUUCCUGUCGAGUGAUGCAGGCUGCUUAGGGCCUAGGGCCACUGUUGUGAAGGCCUCGCCGCCACUGAGCACAGACACAGUGCUGACUCUAACUUGAGGAGACCCCCUUGUUGCCUUCGUAAAUGUCACUAAACUGACCUCUCUUCUCCUUCCAUGGUGACUCUGGCCUAAGGGACUGUUCAGCAGUCUAGCUGCAUCUGCUGGGAAGUUCCUACCCUGAGUAAUUUCAGCCCAUUCCUUUCUGUACCCCUGAAAGAAACAGGGUGGGUCCCCCCCCCCCACUACCAGGUUUUUAUGCUACAGUUUAAUUCAUGAUUGAUUUCUCCAUGGAUUUUUUUUUCCUUCUGGGAACAUUUCUAUCAUGGAAAUAGGAAGAUUUCGGAGUGCUUUGUGAAGGUUUCAGUUGUCUGUCUCUUUCUCUUUCUGACUUGUACGAAGGAGAUUGUACAUUGCCUGAUAUCUCUUUGUAAAUGAGAAAUACUGCUAACAUCCAAGCAUUCUGAAGUCUUGCUUAUCCUUCUGAGUUUACUUUUCAUUUUGUUUUACAUUUUGUUUGGGGACUUGGGGCAAGCUAUUUAUUAGAGUUUUGCAACAGAGUUCUUGUUUGAAGUCUCUAAAGACUACUUGUAAAAUUCAAAUAAUAAAAUUCAUUUUAAACACUC